Molecule: messenger RNA, 3316 nt
Organism: Scomber scombrus (Atlantic mackerel)
Lineage: Eukaryota; Metazoa; Chordata; Actinopteri; Scombriformes; Scombridae
Gene: drp2
Product: dystrophin related protein 2
Exons: 24
Biological process (GO): synaptic signaling
Cellular component (GO): plasma membrane
Molecular function (GO): zinc ion binding; protein binding
Source: RefSeq, a predicted model, not a curated record
UUUCUGCAUUCUCUGCCAAGCCAACCAACAGACAGGAUAAAUAAUGUCAACACUCAGUUACCCUCAGUGACAGCUGCGGGGCGGCCCUCGUGGCCGGGAUGCCACUGUGUGCCUUGCCAGUCCACAGUGGACGGUGAGGGGCAAGAGGAGGGGACCGAGUGUAGGACACUGAGAGGAGGCGGUCCACACCAAACAGGAGACAUGAACCUCUGCUGGAACGAGAUCAAACGCAAGUCCCACAACAUUCGGGUGCGGCUAGAGGCCUUCUCUGACAACAGCGGGAAGCUGCAGCUCUCUCUGCAGGAGAUCAUAGAAUGGCUGACAGCCAAGGACGAAGAGCUGUCGGAACAGCUGCCGAUAGGAGGCGACGUGGGGGCCGUCCAACACCAGAGGGAGUUCCACCAGGCAUUCAUGGAGGAUGUCAAGUCUCGCGGGCCGUUCAUCUACUCAGUCUUGGAGUCUGCCCAGGCCUUUCUGGCUCAGCACCCCUUCCAGGAACCAGAGGAGACCCUGACUGAUGGAAAAGAGGCGUCUCCACGACGGCGGAUCUUGAAUGUGAGCCGCUCGGUAUGGAAGCAGGCAAAUGUGGCCAGUGACCUGUGGGAAAAGCUGACAGCGCGCUGUGUGGACCGCCAUAGACACAUGGAGAGGACGUUGGAGCGUUUACUCCAGAUCCAGGCAGCGAUGGAGGAGCUGGCAGUGGCCCUGGAGCAGGCAGAGGGGGUGAGAGAUGCCUGGGAGCCUGUCGGAGACCUCUUCAUUGACUCUCUGCAGGACCACAUAGACGCUACCAAGUUAUUUAAGGAGGAGCUGACCCAGGUGAAGGAGGGCAUGAAGCACAUCAAUGAUCUGGCCCACCAGCUGGCUAUCUCUGAUGUACAUUUGUCGAUGGAGAAUGCCCGUGCCCUGGAGCAUCUUAACAGCAGAUGGAAAGUGCUUCAGGGUUCCAUAGAGGAGCGGCUGAAGCAGCUCCAGGAUGCACACAGAGACUUUGGCCCCGGAUCGCAGCACUUCCUUUCUAGUUCAGUGCAGAUACCAUGGGAGCGUGCUAUCUCCCCAAACAAAGUGCCCUACUACAUCAACCAUCAGGCCCAGACAACGUGCUGGGACCAUCCAAAGAUGACAGAACUGUACCAAGCACUGGCGGAUCUGAACAACAUCAAGUUCUCAGCAUACAGAACAGCUAUGAAGCUGCGGCGAGUUCAGAAGACUUUGAGAUUGGAUUUAGUGGCGCUGAGCAGCCUCGGGGAGGUGUUUCGGGAGCAGGAGCUCCAGCAGGUGGAGCAUGUGAUGGAUGUGGUGGAGGUGAUCCAUGGCCUGACGGCUCUGUACGAGAGGCUGGAGGAGGAGCGGUCUAUCCUCGUCAACAUUCCACUUUGCGUUGACAUGUGUCUAAACUGGCUGCUCAAUGUCUAUGACAGUGCUCGGAACGGAAAAAUACGUGUUCUCAGCUUCAAGAUGGGAUUGGUGAGCUUGUGCAAUGUAGACGUCCAGGAGAAGUACAAAUAUUUAUUCCGUCAGGUGUCUGGUCCUGGAGGUUUGACAGACCAGCGUCACCUCAGCAUGCUGCUCCAUGAGGCCAUCCAGAUCCCCCGCCAGCUGGGUGAAGUUGCUGCUUUUGGGGGCAGUAACGUAGAGCCUAGUGUUCGUAGCUGCUUCCGCAUGGCUCCAGGGAAACCUGCCAUUGAGGUGCCUCACUUCCUGGAGUGGAUGAGCCUGGAGCCCCAGUCGAUGGUGUGGCUGCCUGUGCUCCACCGUGUGGCUGCUGCAGAGUCAACCAAGCACCAGGCCAAAUGCUAUGUCUGCAAACAGUUUCCCAUCAAGGGCUUCAGGUAUCGCAGUCUGAAGCAGUUCAAUGUGGACAUCUGCCAGACAUGUUUUCUAACCGGCCGCACUACCAAAGGAAAGAAGCUGCACUACCCCAUCAUGGAGUACUACACCCCAACAACCUCGGGAGAGAAGAUGAGGGACUUUGCCAAGACUCUGAAGAAUAAGUUCAGGUCAAAGCAGUACUUCACCAAGCACCCUCAAAGAGGUUACCUGCCGGUGCAAUCUGUGCUGGAAGCUGAGAGCUCUGAGACGCCGUGCUCCUCACCGAAGCUGCCCCAUGCGGACACACACAGCAGAAUUGAACAUUAUGCCAGCCGAUUGGCAGAAAUGGAGAGCCAGAAUUGUUCAUUCUUCACGGAUAGCCUGUCUCCUGAUGAAAGUCUGGAUGAAGAUCAGUACCUCCUACGUCACUCCAGCCCAGCCCUGGACCAUGACUCACCCUGUGGACAGCACAUGCUACUGGCCCACCUGGAGCACCAGGACAAGGAGCAGCUCCAAUGCACCCUGGCCCGGCUGGAGAAUGAGAACAGGGUGCUGCAGGGAGAGUACAGGCGGCUCAAGUGGAAGCAUGAGGAAGCGGCGUCAGUUCCAAUGCUGACUGAGCAUGGAGAAGGAGGGCCGGGUUCACCCACAGCAGAAGGUCAGCAGGAUGAGGAGCUACUGGCUGAGGCACGGGUCCUCAGGCAACAUAAGACGCGCCUGGAGACCCGUAUGCAGAUCCUGGAGGACCACAAUAAACAGCUGGAGUCCCAGCUGCGCAGGCUCAGGGAGCUACUGCUACAGCCCAAAGAUGAUUCGGAAGCCAACGGAUCUGAACCGUCUACCCUGUCUUCUCCUGUGUCUGGAGGGGGUCACCACGGGGAGCCGGCCAGCAGAGAGACCACUGACACUGAAGCAGCAGGAGAUGAUAUGGAGCACGAGCAGGACACCGUGCUGCAGCUCCAGGAGGUCAUCGAACAGCUGAGAAAUGUCUUCCCUUCAGAACCGGGCACCACCUCACACAUCUAACCCCAAGUGGGCCCGGAGGGGCAGUGUGAAAGCCUGAAAGGAUGCCUGAUGGCAGAGGGAGGAGCUCCAUACGGCUGAGGUCAGGCCACAGUACACCAGGCCCUGCGACCACUGCAGCAGCUAUGAUACCCAGAGUUAACCCUCCACUGGAACUCUGUGCACUAAAAGCCUUUUAGUUUAACUGCUAAAGGCUCACGCUGAUGUCCGUUUGGCAAGGCUGUGCUUGAUAACUUCAGUGGCGCUGCCUGACACCAUGUUAACGAGCCAAAGGAAACUAAUGUUAGCAGCAGGUCAGGGAGAGACUCAAGUAAAGGAAAACGCCUAGCCAAGACACUGUGCUUAUCAGUAUCUGUGUAGUUGUUCGGAGGUGUGAAGCUUUAUAACAGUCCACAGCACAAAUUGGACCUUCUGUGAAAGGAACUUUAAAAAAUGCAAAAAGGAAAAGGAAGGAUAUCCCCUGGUUUUGUCAGAAUGCCUG